CAGAACUACCCUUUUUCCCCCCUCUGUUCUUGUGUUUUAAAAAUCUGCAUCAGAUCAUCACAGUCCAGCUUUAUACCCUCCAUUUGAUUCCCUCCAAGAACAUUAUAUAUAUGCCCACACAUUCACUCAAGUAGGGGCUGAGCUGAAAAUCCUCAAAACAGAUUCUUGUUCUUCAAAGCGAGAAUCAAGUCCAUAAGGGUUCGAGUCGAGACUUGAAGUGGAGAUGUCUACAGUUGCCGCAGGAACUUUGGCCUUGCCGACACCUAAGGACGCCGCUUUCAAGAGUUCAGGCGAAACCGAAGAUGCGAAGGUCGAGAAUGGGGCUGUUCGUGCAGGAAGCGAUCGCGUGGAAGAAGAUGAUGAUGGGAAGUUGAGGUCUGUUGACGAGCAAGACUCUGGUCUGAAGUUCUCUUUGAAGGAACAAAUUGAGAAGGACAAGGAUGAGGGAAGACUAAAGAGAUGGAAAGAACAUCUCUUUGGAAGAGUGGAUGUCUCUGCCAUUGACUUUGGGGUCGGGAAAAAAGUGCCAGAAGUGAAGAUACUGACCCUUUCGAUCCUAUCCCCGGGAAGACCGGAUGUUCACUUGCCAUUUGCUGCUUCAAACAACCCAAAGCGCAGUCUCUUCACGCUCAAGGAAGGAUCACAGUACCACACGAAGUUCUCAUUCAACGUCUUCAAUAGCGCCGUGUCCGGCCUCAAGUAUGCAUACACUGUCUGGAAGACCGGCAUAAGAGUGGAGAACACCAAAAUAAUGAUUGGAACUUUCAGUCCCAGGCAAGAACCAUACACCCAUGAGUUGGAGGAAGAGACCAUCCCUUGUGGUCUAUUUGCCAGAGGCUCUUAUUUUGUCAGAACUAAGUUCGUGGAUGAUGAAGGUAGGUGCUACAUGGACUUCAGCUACUACUUCGAGAUCAGAAAGAACUGGCAAUGACUGUCUCGUGCGCUCGUGUACGCCUCUUUAAUGAACGGAAAUGUGAAACAGCCGGUAAAAGCCGCUGAAAUUGUUUUCUCUUCCUGUGAUUGGACUUUGUCGACUCCUGUCAAGCCGCCGAAGUAUUCGAAAAGAGGUAAUAAAAUCUCUAGUAUGGAAUCUGAUGUAAGGCAAUUUCUGGGCUCUGGCUUUU
This is a messenger RNA of Rhodamnia argentea, 1124 nucleotides long. RefSeq names its product rho GDP-dissociation inhibitor 1-like. Gene Ontology annotation, biological process: Rho protein signal transduction. Gene Ontology annotation, molecular function: protein binding; Rho GDP-dissociation inhibitor activity. NCBI's taxonomy places the organism in Eukaryota, Viridiplantae, Streptophyta, Magnoliopsida, Myrtales, Myrtaceae. The transcript has 5 exons. Gene Ontology annotation, cellular component: cytoplasm; cytosol; membrane. The coding region runs from base 224 to 931 and encodes 235 amino acids. The record is from RefSeq and is a predicted model, not a curated record.